This is a messenger RNA of Lingula anatina, 1198 nucleotides long. Its product is annotated as tyrosyl-DNA phosphodiesterase 2. Lineage: Eukaryota; Metazoa; Brachiopoda; Lingulata; Lingulida; Lingulidae. Gene Ontology annotation, biological process: double-strand break repair. Gene Ontology annotation, molecular function: single-stranded DNA binding; 5'-tyrosyl-DNA phosphodiesterase activity; protein binding. Gene Ontology annotation, cellular component: cytoplasm; PML body. The record is from RefSeq and is a predicted model, not a curated record.
AUGGACCCUGAGCCUCACAGAAUAAGGAUCUUAUCUUGGAACAUUGAUGGACUGGACAUGGGAAAUAUCAGAACCAGGGCCAAAGCUGUCUGUGAAAAUAUUAUGAGGGAGACCCCCGAUGUAGUAUUCCUUCAAGAGUUUGUCACUGAAAUGUCAGACAUCUUUGACAAGCACUGUGGUCCCAGCUACGAACGGUUCCAAGCAGCCAGUGAUGCUUACUACACAGCCAUGUUGCUGAAGAAACAGACAGUGAAAUGUACAGAGACCAAAGUGGUUCCUUUCUACACUAGUAGGAUGGGGAGGGCACUGCAGAGUGCACAGGCAGAAGUGAAAGGCAUUCCAAUGACACUGAUCACCAGUCACCUGGAGUCCACCAAAGAUCAUGCUGAAGAGAGAAAGAGGCAACUUACUGCAGCUUUUAGGGCUGUCAAUGAGGCAGAGGGCAGCAGGACUGUAGUGUUUGGUGGAGACUUGAACCUACGUGACCCAGAGCUUGCUGCCAUUGGCAGUCUCCCUGACAACAUAUAUGACCUCUGGGAGGUCACAGGAAAACGUAAAGAAGCCGCUUUCACCUGGGACCUUACACGCAAUGACAACUUGGAAUGGCAAGCACGCUUUAGACCAAAAUGUCGAUUUGACCGUUUGUACAUCAGACACAGCACUCCAAGGACGCAACUGAAGCCAGUUUACUUUGAGUUGACAGGACUUGAGAGAAUACCAGGAUGUAGGAGGUUCCCUAGCGACCACUGGGGUAUUCUGGCACACUUUGAUAAAGUGUAGUGACAGCUGGUUUCCUAGCAACCACUUGUUUUUCAGUGAAGGACAUACCGGUAACGUCAGCAGUGGAAAUCUGGUUUGUUUUACUUUGAUGCACUAGGUCUGAGAAAACAAAAACUUGUAAUUAAAGCUAGACGAUUACAGGGACCAAACAGCAAAGAAAUAUAAGAAAAUACUUUUGUAAAAAUAAGAAGUUCAAAGAAACAGAUUCAGUAGCAUUUAGUAAGAUAGCAUUUUUUUUAUUAAACUAUUACUUCUGAAUCGGCAAAAGGUAGAAUUAAAUGUAUAAAACAACUGUGUUUGGAAGUAAAUUUCUUAUACUGUUAUUUAGAUCAAGGUGUACAUGUACGAGACUCCCUACUAACAAGCUGUAACAGUAGGUAACUUUUUCAUCAUCAGAAAAUACAAAACUAAAACCAUU